Hippocampus zosterae (dwarf seahorse) is the source of this 5000-nucleotide messenger RNA. RefSeq names its product zinc fingers and homeoboxes 3a (gene zhx3a). NCBI's taxonomy places the organism in Eukaryota, Metazoa, Chordata, Actinopteri, Syngnathiformes, Syngnathidae. Gene Ontology annotation, biological process: regulation of transcription by RNA polymerase II. Gene Ontology annotation, cellular component: nucleus. The record is from RefSeq and is a predicted model, not a curated record. The coding region runs from base 1174 to 3528 and encodes 784 amino acids. Gene Ontology annotation, molecular function: DNA-binding transcription factor activity, RNA polymerase II-specific; DNA binding. The transcript has 3 exons.
GUGUGAUAUAAUUCAAAAACUCUGCCGAGGAAGGUCUCCUGUUCCCGGUUUGCAGAUUUAGCCGACUCGCAGUGUUCAACAUUCCUCAAGUUCUCAGAAGAGAAUCGACUGUCUUAAUGCCAAACCAAUCAAAGGUGUUGUUGUUUUUCACGCAAGCAGCAUACCUUGCCUCGCCAGGCUCGCAGCCACAAUGCGGGCUUUGGAUAUUUCGUCAGAGAGCGCCGGCGUCAUACGCAGGUGCAAUUUAGUCAGGGCUUUCAGCUUUUAUUUAGUGCCGCUUUUGUCGUCGCUCUUAGCUGUGUCCAAUCUUCACAGCCUCACCAAAACAGCACGUUUGCGCAGUUGCACGCAAAAGAAACUCUCUUGGGGGAUUGGGGGGGUUGACGAGUGGCCAAAGAACCCCUGCCACUUUCUCUGUCCCAUACAGGAGCUGGCAGUUGCCAGGCUUGGCGGAGGCUGCGAUGUCAGCCAUUUUAGAGCGGACGGGACAAUGUGUGGGCCGCCGCCAUCUUUCUUCCUUUUCUUCUCAAGUUGCCAAAUGAAUGCCUGUAGUCUUGGCUACACAACUGAAGAAGUUAUUCAUGAAAGCGAUGCAAAAGGAUGCGUGACUCAGAUGUGAUUUUUUUUUUCUUCUUUCCCCUCCUCCUCGGCGAGCCACGGUUUAUUUGUCCGUCCUUCAUCUGGGCCGCAGAUAGAAGGCUCCGUCAAACAAUGUACGCCUUCCGCGGCGAGCUGCGCCCUAACCCAGAACGGCGACCGCGCGCGAGCAGACGCUAAGUAUGUCGCAGCCGCGUCUGAUUGAGCAACAUGGUGACGGGAGGUCGUUUGAGGCACGCUCGCCGGUGCCAUUUCCUUAACGAAGCCCGCCCGGCGACCGUUUGAGGAGCGCGCGGGCGGCUUUGGGUUGCCGGGGAAGAAAAUGGCUCAGACCUCAGCCAAAGUGGGCUGAAAGGGACGCCGAGGGCCAAGGGACUUUUUCAACCCAGCGGCUCGCAGGCCCGCGUGGAUGAAAGUUUGUCCUGCGCCAGAUGCGCUCCGAGGAAUUCACUGCGUAUGAGACUUGCGGUCGCUGGGCGUGUGCGAGCGCCUCGGCGGCGAGCGUGUGUGUGUGUGUGUGUGUGUGUGGCAUAUUGGGCAAGGGGAGGAGAAGGGUUGCCAUGGCAAUGUUAACACAUGAGUGGCACGACCGACCGGACUCCCAGUGGAUGGGGCUACAGUCACGGAGGUUCCCCGGGAGCGUUUCCAGCCGGCCGAAGGCGUGAAGCGACCCGGCGGCCGAUCCAUGACGCCAAAGUCCGGCGGGCCGGCGCUCUCCUCCCAGCGGACGAUCCGUCGCCGGCGUUCCCAUCCGGGCAAAGCGCCGCAAUGGCCAGCAAGAGGAAAUCCAGCGUGCCCUGCAUGAUCCCGUCCAAAUCCAAACACGCCCGCGAGGAGACCAUCCUGGGCUCGCUGCCGGAGGUCCUGCCCACCAUCCCCGAAGACGGCAUCCUCGGCGCGUCGGCGGAAGAGUCGGGCCGGGCCCCCUCCCGAUACCGGCCGCGGAAAGGAGGCGCCUAUGCUUGCCCGCCGUGCUCUUUCCACUCCGCGGAUCUGAACUACUUUUUGGACCACGUGCGCGGCAGCCACCCGGACUUCCGGGCCCGGCCCACGUUCCGCUGCCUCAAGUGCGACGUGUCGGCGGUCGGCUUCGAGGCGCUGGCCCUGCACAACGCCGCCGCUCACGCGGAGAUCACGGAGGGCUCCGUUAGCGCCUCCCUGAGCGUGGGCCAGCGCGACGGCGCCACCACGGUGGAGCAGAGCCUCUUCGACGGGGACGGGGGGGACGGCGCCGUCUCCCUGAGCAAGACCCCCAUCGCCAAGAUGAUGAGAGCCAAGGGCGAGCACAAAAAGAUCGUGGUGUCCCACACCGUGGAGCUGUUGCGCAAGGAGGGCGGCGAGGCGGCCCGGCCCGCCCCCCCGCCGAGCGAGCCGCCCGAGCUCCGCAACGGGGCCUUUCAGCGGCGGCGCGCCCCCUCCCUGUACCCGCCGCCGGGCAAGGAGCUUCCCAAGGUGAUGAUCCCUCUGAGCAGCAUCCCCACCUACCACGCCGCCAUGGACGCCAGCAGCUUUCUCAAGACGUCCUUCGGCAAGUUCCCCUACCCCACCAAAGCCGAGCUCUGCUACCUGACGGUGGUGUCGGAGUUCCCCGAAGAGCAGAUCAAACUGUGGUUCACCGCCCAGAGGCUCAAGCAGGGCAUCAGCUGGUCGCCCGAGGAAAUCGAAGAAGCCAGGAGGAAGAUGUUCAACACCGUGUUCCAAGGCGCCGCGCCGCAAAAGCAGCCCGCCGCGCCGCCUGGCCUCAAUCGCACCGUCACUCACCGCAGCGCGAGCGCCUCCGGAGGGGCCGCCCGAGCCGGGCCCGCCGGCCCCCGCGUCACCAGGGUCUCGUACUCGGCCCCGCUCCUCGCUCAGAAGCUUCCGUCUCUCAUCGGAACGCCGAGCGACGCCGGUCAAGGCGAGCCGGAGAAGAGCGGCGACGUGGCGGCGGACAACGUCGCACGGAGAAACGGGAAUAACGCCGGCUUUGCCGCCCGCGCUCCCGAUGUGAGCAAUAACCAUGCGCCCGCCCCCGCCGACAAGACGCGCGGCGCUUCGCCGACCGCGAAGGAAGCUUCCGGGGCCCUGGAAAACACCGGCGACGCAAACCGCAACAAUCGCGGGCGCGCCGCGCUCGGCCCUCCGGAUCAGGCCGACGGCGGCGGCGUUGGCCACGAAGGCGCCGGCCCUUCCCCGACUCAAAGCGCCGCAAAAAGCGGCUCGUCCGGCGCGGAGGAGGGCAAAGGCGCCAAGGAGUCGAGCCUCAAAAGCAUGUCCAUCUUGCAGCAGCUCAUCAAGGACGACGAGCUUUUUCCCGCCGACGGCGAGCAGAAAACGGAACCCGUCAAGGUCAACUUCAAGCGACUGAAGGUCAACGAGAGCGAGAGCGCGGCCGAGCCGGCGCAGGCCGAGUCGGAGCCGGCCGACGACAACGCCCAGCAGCUGCGCAUCCUGCGCCGGGCCUUCUCCAGCGCCCGCUGGCCCAACAGUCAGCAGUACGAGGAGUUGAGCGUCCAGACGGGCCUGCCCAAGUCGGAGGUGGUGCGCUGGUUCAGCGACAGCCGCUACAGUCAUAAGAACGGACAGCUCAAGUGGCUGGACGGAUAUCUGCGGCCGGCCCGGGAAGCCGGCGGCGGCGGCGGCGGGGGAGACGGCCCGGCCAAAUUGCGGGCGGAGCCGCCGCCGCCGAUGCCGGGCCAAAAGCAACAGGUCCGAGGCCCAAUAAACACCGAGCGCCAGCGGAUUCAGUGGCAGGACUUCAACUCGCCGCUGCAGGCGCUCAUGGCCGCCGAGGGACGCGGCCAGCUCGUCAAAGCCGACGCCUCCGCCGAGGACGCCUGGCCGCCGCAAAGAGACCGCCGGCAGCUUGCUGCCGCUCAGCCGCUCCUUCAACAGCCCAAUGACGCCAAUCAGAACAGGGACGGCCCGAGGAUGGAGCUGCUGGAGGUGUGAUGAAGUCGCUGGGAAGGCUUUGCUCCCAAAACGAGUGUUUGUCAUGACAGCAAAUGUGAUUGUAGCUGGACCGUGAGACUCUGACUGUAACUGUGAAGACAUCGCCGCCCCCUCCUCUCCCUCUUCUUCCUCCAUCUGCCAUCACUCCCUCCCGCGUCAGAAGCAAGAACUUGUCACCUCCUUCGCUCCCGCCGCCUUUCCGCCUUUCAUGCUUUCUCUGCGGUCGUGCGGGGAGGCUGCGCAACCAGGACAGUACGAGGGCCCCGCGGAAAGAACCGGAAGACGCACACUGACCGGGAAACUGACUUGAAUGAACAAAAGGCUGACGGGCCCGGGCCGGGAGAUCAUCUUGUAGGGGGGGGGUCAGCGCGAGAAAUCUCCAUACGGCAUAUGAUCGAAACUGCACUAUUAAAGAGGGGUCAUACUGACUGAACGGACAAACGAUGUGUCAAACAAAUGUUAUUGUUGGCUUUGUGAUAUUUUUUACUUUGUUUUUUUUUUUUAGCAACCAGUACUUCAGCACUGCCUUGACUUUUACUCGUUGGCUUUUCUUUCCAGUUCCAUUUCCUUUUCUCGUCACUGUAAGUCCAGAUGCAAUCAAACAUGUUUCAUUUCGACCCGUAUCGAUGUUUGUGAUCACUUUGUGGUUCAGCUACACGCAAGCGACUAUAACGAUGCACUAAUGAAGACAGCGAUGCUCAAAAUCCCACUGGUCCACUGCAAAGGUAUUGACAGCUUUGUCCCGAUCAAUGACCUACAAAGCCCCGCAAGCUGAAGAGAGACGAGCCCGUCACGCUAACGUUGCCUUACUCAGCUCUGUACGUGUGUGUCAUGGAAUGUUUGUCCGUCGACUCGCUUUGCAGCUACCGCGCUUUCCGUAAAGUUGAAGAGUGGGGCCGGGGAGCAAGUGCAUCCAGGAUCGCCGUUGCUCUCCAUCUGUGAAAAGAAAAAAAAGAAAAGAAAAAAAACGUCGUGUGUGUGUGCUGCUUUAUGUGCACUUUGGAAACGUUUUAAUAUGAGCUGUAACUGUAAUAUUGUAUCGAACAUUGUGACUGGCCAAAUGCUGAAAGCUAAAUUACCGAUUGGAUCCUUUGACACUGACAGAGUGAGAUCUCGAGCUAGCUCCAGAGCCAAGUGGGGGAGCAAUUCUCCCGAAUUUUCUUGUUUCCUGAAACAUACAGUCACUACAUGGAUAUCCUAAGCUGCAUUCUUGUCAAGCUGCUAAUAGCUCAGAACGGUGCUAUACCAUCCAAAGUGAAAUUGGAGGUUCAUCUCCUACCAGCAGUGUAUGCACUUCUGUCGAAUGUUUAAAAAAAAUAUUUUGGUUUGAGAUAAAUGGAAUCUGGACUUACGGUGUAAUGAUCGCUUACGAAAAGAAAACUUUUAUGAAAUAACCUGAUCAUAAAGCACUGUUGUAUCAUCCUUUCUACACUUUCUCUGAAUCUUUACAGAAUAAACCGAAUACUCACCAA